AUGGCCAAACCAAAAACUUCCAAACCAUCGACCAAGACGCUUGGCGAGCUUCGGUCCGCGGCCACAACCACAUACACCAACUACGUGAAGUCGUUGACUCCAAGAACCAAGUUAAUCGACACAUUUUUGGCGUUUUUGGUGACACUUGGAGCUCUCCAGUUUGUCUACGUGUUGCUCAUUGGAAACUUCCCCUUCAACGCCUUUUUGGGCGGCUUCAUCAGUUGUGUGGGUCAAUUCGUUUUGACGGUCAACUUACGCUUGCAGUACAACGAACAAAACUUUCUGUUGUUUAAAUCCACGCCUGAACGGUCCUUUGGCGAUUUUAUUUUCGCCAGUUUGAUCUUACACUUUAUAGUAUAUCACUUUAUCAAUUAA
Molecule: messenger RNA, 375 nt
Organism: Yamadazyma tenuis ATCC 10573
Lineage: Eukaryota; Fungi; Ascomycota; Pichiomycetes; Serinales; Debaryomycetaceae
Source: RefSeq, a predicted model, not a curated record